GAAGUGGGGAUUCUAAGCCAGCAUCAGUUGUGGAAUGGAUGGUAGAGAGGCGGCUGGAAUGUAGCUCUGCAGCUCAAGGUUCAGCUAUAUUUAUCCCUGUUUGGCAGAGUUUAGGAUAGAGUCAUCCACCCUUUGAAGGAUCAGGCAAAAAGAUGGCUUUGGUUCCUUAUGACAGCACGGCUCUUUGGGGAAUGCAGAAGUUACAUAAAUCUUCCUCUACAUUCUGUUUUGCCAACCAUACAAUUCACAUUAAGCAGAAUUGGAUGCAGUUGGGUGUAGCUGCUGUGGUGUGGGAUGCGGCGGUAGUUUUGUGCACUUUCCUGGAGACGGGAGGCAUUGAUCUGCAGGGACGCAGGGUGAUUGAGUUAGGAGCUGGGACAGGCCUCCUUGGAAUUGUAGCUGUGUUACUUGGUGCUCAAGUUACAAUCACAGACCGAAAGCCAACAUUACCUUUACUUGAGUCAAAUGUGCAAACUAAUUUACCUGUCAACCUUCAGUCAAGAGCAGCAAUAAAGGAACUUACCUGGGGACAACAUUUGGCAGACUUUUCUCCGGGAGAAUAUGAUAUUAUCUUGGGCGCAGACAUAGUUUAUCUGGAAGAAACAUUUGCAGAUCUUCUUCAAACACUGGAUUAUCUCUGCUCUGAUGAGACUGUGAUCCUGUUAUCAUGCCGCCUCCGUUAUGAGCGGGACCAGAAUUUCCUGAAGAUGCUUAGAGAACGUUUUACAGUGCAUGAAGUGCUCUAUGACCCUGGUAAUGAUGUGCAUAUAUUUAGAGCCCAGAGGCAUGUCCUGUGAUAGAUCUGAUCAUGAAUUCUUGUCAGCUCAUGUCUUCCCUUCUCCUUGCCCCAAUACUUGGAUCAAAAACUUCCAUGCAACAUCUCCCUCCCUCCCUCUCUCUGUUGCAAUGGAAGUACUUUAUGAGUAUAAUGUGAAACUAAUCUAUUUUUUGUUUCCUUAUUUGGAAUUAAGUUGAGUGUCCUAUAAGGACUUCUUGAUUUACUCAUUGUUAAAGAGAAUUAAAGAAAUAAUAAAGAGAAAUAAAAAGAAUUAAAUCAGGUGAGCCAUCAAAGGAUA
Molecule: messenger RNA, 1076 nt
Organism: Protobothrops mucrosquamatus (brown spotted pit viper)
Lineage: Eukaryota; Metazoa; Chordata; Lepidosauria; Squamata; Viperidae
Gene: METTL21A
Product: methyltransferase like 21A
Exons: 4
Coding region: 153-797 (214 amino acids)
Biological process (GO): peptidyl-lysine methylation
Cellular component (GO): cytosol; cytoplasm
Molecular function (GO): protein-lysine N-methyltransferase activity
Source: RefSeq, a predicted model, not a curated record